AUGAUUAAUGAUAGUACUGUUGCAAGUAGACAUAUGAAAAUAUGUUUGGCAAUUAAUGGAUUUAGUUGGUUAGGAACUGCAUCAUAACAUUCUUAGCCUGAAUUAAAAUUUAUCAGUUGUAUCUCAGGAUUAUUAUCAUUAUAUUUUUGGAAUUAUAGAGCAAUCAAAUUAUUUGAAAGUGAUCCCUCCAAGAAUGUAUGAAAAACUAACUUAUUUGUUAGGCAAACUAUCUUAAAAAAGCAUCCUACAACUUUUUCUUGGUCUACUAUGCUUUAUUAUUAUUAGAUAUAGGAAUCAAAAGAAAUUAAGAAAAAUUAAAUCAUUGA
Paramecium sonneborni is the source of this 326-nucleotide messenger RNA. The record is from the annotation of a GenBank genome assembly. Lineage: Eukaryota; Ciliophora; Oligohymenophorea; Peniculida; Parameciidae.